Molecule: messenger RNA, 2587 nt
Organism: Tribolium castaneum (red flour beetle)
Lineage: Eukaryota; Metazoa; Arthropoda; Insecta; Coleoptera; Tenebrionidae
Product: G-protein coupled receptor Mth2
Exons: 7
Coding region: 15-1577 (520 amino acids)
Biological process (GO): G protein-coupled receptor signaling pathway; cell surface receptor signaling pathway
Cellular component (GO): membrane
Molecular function (GO): G protein-coupled receptor activity
Source: RefSeq, a predicted model, not a curated record
UUCGGACACCAACAAUGAUUCCACUAAACUAUUUACUCCUCAGUUUACUACUCUCCAACAGUCUCUGUGAAAAAUCUCCCUGUCCCGAAGUGUUAACCGUUGACAUAACAGAUGGUGAAAAAACCGAUCACAAUGCGAUAAUCAAAGAUAAAGUGCGGUUCGAGGAAGAUAAUUAUUAUGUCAGCAAUAACAGCAUUUUCGGUUGCAUUUGCAAUGUAAAGCAAACGUGUAUAAGAAAGUGUUGCGGACCUGAUGAAAUUAUGGUAAAUAAAACAUGCACUCUCAGCAAUAAAGCCUUGAACCUGACACUACACCAUGGAGAUCGACCCAAAGAUAGAGGAGAGCCCCAUUUUAUUCAUAAUAGCAAGCACUGUAAAUCUGAAAAAAUGCUACUUAUGCCUCACUUCGAGCCUUCGGAUCAGUUUUAUAUACAGGGAAAUGGUUCCCUGUUUUUACCCAAAUUUAAAAUCAAACAAAUGCGCGACCCUGAGGACUACUGUGUUGAAGUUUUUCAUAGCGAGAUCAAUGAAAUGGAUCAUAUGGUCUCUGUGCUUCUUUGUCUCUCUGAGGAAGAUUUCUUUGAGGAGUCUGACAUGGUAAUGUUCAAAUAUGGUAUGAUAAUAUCUAUGCCAUUCCUGCUACUAACAUUCAUCGCAUAUGCUCUUCUACCGGAUCGGAAUCUACAUAUGAAAGCUCUUAUGUUUUAUGUCAUCAACCUGAUGUUCAGUUACCUGCUUCUGGUCAUCAUCCAGCUUUCAGAAAGUCAAUUUGCUGAAGCUACUUGCAAAUCUUUAGGGUACUUCUGCCUGUUUUUCUUUUUGGUGUCGUUCUUUUGGAUGAACGUCAUUUGCAUUGAUAUAUGGUGGGGUUUCAGUGGAUUAAGAGGUUUCACUGGUAGCAAGAAAACAGCGGAAAGAAAACGAUUUCUUUUUUAUUGUGCCUAUGCCUGGGGAAUGCCAGUACUUCAUGUUUUAGUUGUUUUCAUUAUCGACAUUUUGGCAAACCAGAAUUCAGUUCUUAAACCAGACAUCGGUAAUGGACAAUGCUUUUUGAGACGUGGUUUUCCCGAACUGUUGUAUUUCUAUGGACCAAUGGCUAUAUUAAUAACGAUAAAUAUAGUGCUGUUUGCCAUUACUGCCAUUAAAAUACGGAGAAUAAAGAGCGAAACUGCAAUGCUGAAGAAAGAAGACAGUAAACGUCACUCUUAUGAAAAUGAUAGACAAAUUUUCAAUCUCUACGUCAAACUGCUUUUUGCAAUGGGUGUGAACUGGUCAAUGGAAAUAAUAUCAUGGGCUGUGAUUUGGGCAGAAGAGGCUCCUGAAGCGAUCUGGUAUCUGACUGAUUUCUGCAAUGCCAUUUACGGAGUGUUCAUUUUCUUCAUUUUCGUAUUCAAGCGGAGCAUUUGGAAGUUGUUGAAGAAACGUUAUUAUACAUUUAUUGGUAAACAUCACUUGGCCCACUCCAUGACGAUGACUAACACGACAAGAGUUACAAGUUAUUCGACCGCCACUUCAACCAUUCAGGAAACUGCCCAUGGGGGUGAUAACGACACCAGCACUUUGAAACAUGACCCAUGAGGCGUCUUAAAGGUGCUUAAUACGGUAGCAGGAGAGUCCAACAAAUGACCAAAGAUUUAUCUAUUCUUAAAUUGAAACUAAUAAAUGUAAAGUUCGUAUUACAUUGGAGAAUAAUUUUAACACACGUAUCGCGCACGAUGAUUUCCAUGACAUUAGUUUAGAGUAUUUUUAUAUUUAUAUUUUUAAUACGUCUCCAAAAAUUGUACCCAAGUAUUUUAUCAUGUAUUCGAUUUUUGUGGAAACAGCACUCCUUUUUAAAUGUUUAAAUUUUUGCAAAAUAAACUGUAUUACCUACUUUUUAUUGGUUUUGAUUUUUGGCAUUGUGCUUUAUUUCUGGUGCGAAUAGACUUAAGUUAGAUUUGCGCAUGUAACGUCAGCUGCUGAGCGGAAAAAGGAAACCUUUUUCAUUUUUUUUUAUUUAAUUUAAAAAGAUAACAAUUUUUUGUCUGUGAUUUUGUUCUGAUAAAAAAUAAACAUCACUGAACAUUGGAUUUAGAUAAAUGAGAAUAUUCCUUUUAGUUUCCCUUUUCCAUUCAGCACUAGCCUCAACUAUUCAUUGUAUUCCUUCUAGAACCAUAACCUGUUCUCGUUAUCUUAAUUAUUUAGAUAAAUCAAAAAUGUAUUUUGCUUUGUAACUAAUCGUCUUACUUUUGUUUCACAAACGUUUAUCAUUACCUAAGUAUUUAAACCCGAUAUAAUUAUGUGUAUGUAUGUGUAAUUGUGAAUGAUAAAUCAAAUACAGUACAUAAACUAGUCGAGUGUUUAGGAUUUUAUUUUUGUAAAAGAAUUAUUUUUAUUCUUUAAUUAAUGUAUACGCAUAUCACCGAAUUUAAAACCCUAGUCAGAUUUUUGAUUUCCUUUUUUAAGUUAAGAAUAUUUUUCAGUACUUAAUUUUUCAGGUUUUUUUAUAUAAUUCUUCUUUUAUUGCAAAAAAAGUAUUCCGUUUUAUGUGUUUUGUACAACUAUAUAAAUAUGUAGCUUUUGCAAUAAUAAAGUUAUUGAUUAUUGUA